Molecule: messenger RNA, 547 nt
Organism: Bradysia coprophila
Lineage: Eukaryota; Metazoa; Arthropoda; Insecta; Diptera; Sciaridae
Source: RefSeq, a predicted model, not a curated record
CAGAAUGCUUCCGAUUAGUUUUGCAACGAUAACCGGUCGAUAAGUAGAAUACAAUAAGUUUCAAUCGAUUUUCCCAUUUCGUAUAUAUCUUCAACAAAACGUUUUCAUUUUCGGUUUGCUUUUUGAUUUAAUUUUCUAAAUAAAAAUGGUUUACGACAGAAGUGAUCGUUGGUUGUACAAGCCACUCGUUAGUUACGAAACUGAUCGAUUGUGUAGGCGAUUAGCUUCAACUAAAGCGGAAGUUAAAUUUGCUCCCGAUACAAAGGAAUCCGGAAGUCGAUCAGUGUCGAUAUCUCAUCGAUCCGACGGUAAAAAUUCGUGUGACUACUACUAUUCACGUGCCAACAAUAGUGGACCACAAAAGAAUAAAACCGUCAUCGAAAAGCAUUGCAGCAUUGUCGACGAUGGAACAAUGCCAUAUGGGUGGAAGAGUUCAUUUUACGACGAUGAAAUUUGGAAACUACGCAGCCCCUUCUUGCGGGCUCAUCAACUGUCAAUCAAGCCAUGGUGAAAGCGAAGCGAGUUGUAAUCGUUUUCUUCUUUUUUU